AUGGACCAAGUGUCUCAGCCGUAUGCAGGAGAUCAGGUCUCUUAUGAGGAUCAACUCCCAGGUCUACCAUAUCCUGAAGUGCCUGUUGUUACUUUGACGGCUCUUCCCAGCCGAGGCGGGCACCUCCUAAUACACCUUCACCCCGCUGAAUGCCCGAGUUUGCUUGCUAUGAUGAGAGCAAUCGUCGUAGGCUUCACAGUGCGCUUUUCGUCUCCUGAAAGAAAGACAAGGUCCGCCGCUUCUCUGGCAAACUACGACAUCGCACGAUUGGAAGCUUGGCAUCGCGCGCGUGAUGACCGUCCAAACCUUGUCGUAUUCCUGCACGAUUUUGAGCAAUUUGAUGUGGGAGUAGUCCAGGAUGCCUUCUACAUCUGCAGGUACACCCGUUCCCUUGCAUGUACCGCGCGUCCCUUGGUCUUCGUCCUAGGUCUCACGUCGCCGUCGACACCAACACACCUCCACAAGGCCUACUCACGCUCGACCCUCGCGCUUCUCGCGUUCGAGCAUUCAGUGCACCCUCCGACGUUCUUCGAUCCAGCAUUCGAACCGGACGUCAUGAUCGGGCCCGCGACCCUCGACUUCCUACACGACUUUACAUCACGCCACACCGCAUCGCUCGAUGCGCUGUACACAAUCUUGCAGCGUUCCGGGUCGCUCAACACCGACGCCGACGCCCUGGCCGCCUCGCCGGACGAACUCCUCGGCGCAGUGAACGCGGCCCGGGUUACCUUCCGACACAGGGCGCGCCAGCUGCGAUUCGCCGCUGCGCUGCGCGGGCGCGUGGAGAAGGACGUGCGGUACCUCGGGAUGGUUGUGAAGAAACUGUCGGCAGCACAGCUCCUAGCGCUCCUGGAAGAGCUGCUGGCGCUGUUUGAGCGCGGCGACGAGGGCGGGGCGGGCGCCGAAGAAGAGAGUCCUCAAGCACGCAUACAAGGCUUCCUUGCCCAGCUCGCUCGGACGCAGGAGGACGAGGAGAUGGGCGCGGAUACGGACGCCCCGGUGCAGCAGGCCCUCACGAUCACUGAGCUCGCGGUUGUAACCGGCGACUGGCUCGUGCAGUUUCUCGAGCAACGCUUCGUGAGGCUGGACGAGGGCGCCCUGUGGGACGUGUGGUACAUGGGGAACACGCCGUUCCCCGCUGAGCUCAUCAACCCCGCGCCCCGCCUGGGCGUCGUCUCCGCGCUCCUGCAUCCCGACGACUUCGUGCACGCCCACGCGGAGCUCCUCCUUAUGCACGACGCCCGCGCACCCGCUCCCCCCGCGCCCAACCCCGCCCCGGAGCUCGACCUCGAUUUCGCGCUGGAAGAGGAGGGAGAGAGCGGGGGCGCCAGCGAGAAUGCGCCGGCGCUGUGGCAGCUCCCGGACACGAGCAUCCUGUUCCGGCGGUACGCGGAGGCGGGGCGGAUGGUGAACGUGUACGACUGGUUCCAGUCGUUCGCGGUCGUGCUCGAGGACCAGCGGCGGCAGCUCCGGAGGCUCGACGCGGCGGAAGAGCGGGCGCGGGAAGAGGGGGGCCGCGGGCGGGCGGGACUGAACGGACGGGGGAACGGCGGGGGUGCGCGCGCGAGGAAGGGGAAGGGGAGAGGGAGGGGCGGACAGCGGGCGGCGUUGCAGAUGGAGGUGGAGGGCGAUAGUGAGAGUGGGCGGGAGGAUAGUGCGGGUGAGGAGGAGAGUGAGGAGGAGGAGAGCGAGGAGUGGCGGGAGGAGGUGCUGGCGCGGUUCAUGCGCGCGCUGCAUACGCUUGACUAUAUGGGCUUCGUGAGACACACGGGGCGGAAGGCGGACCAUAUCAUGCGGACGACGUAUGACGUUCUCGAUUAGCCGUGUCUCUCGAACGUGUCACUAACUCUCGGGUCUGGCAUCUGUGUGUUGUUCCUCGAUGUCCUUGUCUACAGGCUUCCAGAUUUAUCAAAGUGUAUGCUAGUCAUGAUACAGCCCUGUAUGCUAAAGAUACAAAU
Messenger RNA from Fomitopsis serialis, 1958 nucleotides. RefSeq lists its product as uncharacterized. The transcript has 12 exons. NCBI's taxonomy places the organism in Eukaryota, Fungi, Basidiomycota, Agaricomycetes, Polyporales, Fomitopsidaceae. Gene Ontology annotation, cellular component: nuclear origin of replication recognition complex; DNA replication preinitiation complex; nuclear pre-replicative complex. Gene Ontology annotation, biological process: DNA replication; DNA replication initiation. Gene Ontology annotation, molecular function: DNA replication origin binding. Bases 1 to 1821 code for a protein of 606 amino acids. The record is from RefSeq and is a predicted model, not a curated record.